Messenger RNA from Paramecium tetraurelia, 1281 nucleotides. RefSeq lists its product as uncharacterized. Lineage: Eukaryota; Ciliophora; Oligohymenophorea; Peniculida; Parameciidae. Gene Ontology annotation, cellular component: commitment complex; U2AF complex; nuclear speck. The record is from RefSeq and is a predicted model, not a curated record. The transcript has 6 exons. Gene Ontology annotation, molecular function: pre-mRNA 3'-splice site binding; poly-pyrimidine tract binding.
AUGAAUUAAGAAGUGGAAAGCAAAGAAACUAAGGAAUAGAAAGAGCAAAUUGAAUAAGAAUCCGAUGAAAAUGAGAAGAAUGACAAAAAAGAAUAGACAUAAUAAUAGGAGUAGAAGAAGAAGAAGAAGAAAAAUAAAAAGAAGAAGAAAUGGGGAGAAGAAGAAGAAAUUAUGACUGAUUUUGAUGAUGAUUGGUAGAAUAAAGUUAAGACAUCCAAGAUAUUACAAGACCCUGAUCUGCCUUAGCAUAUUAAAGAAAAAUAUGCGAUUUAUGAAAAUAAUCCAUAUAUGAUGAUAGUGUCAAAUGUGCCUCUGAAUGUCUAAUUGAAAGAAUUGGAGGAAUACUUUAAUACUCUCAUCACAUCUCUUGAUCCCAAAAUCACCGAAAGACCUAUUAAGGCUAUUGAAUAUGGGGCGACAAAGUCUUGGGUAGUGUUGGAAUGCAGUUCCAAAGAAGCUAAAAGGGCCUUGGUGACUCAAGAUUAGGUCUAAUUCGUGAAUAAUUGCAAAAUCAAAGUAGAAAAACCAAGAAAAUUUCUAGAAAGGAUAUUAAAUCCACAGGCCAAGGAAGCGGAAUUAAAUGCAGAUCAAAAAUAGGAGGACAAUACAAGAUUAUAUUUGGGAGGGCUACCUACUUAUCUUAGAGAUGAGGAUGUGAUGAAACUCAUACAAUCCUUUGGAACAACUAAGUACUUUAAUUUAGUUAAAGACACCACAUCGAAUACAGAGAUUUCAAAAGGUUAUUGUUUUUUUGAAUAUGAAAAAACUGCCUCAACUGCUAAGGCUUUAAAGGCACUGAACAAUUUGUAGAUUGGAGACAAGAAAUUGAAGAUAUGCAAAAAAAUUAAUGGAAGAGAUCAGCCUUCAAAUUAUGCUGGUUCAUUUUUGGCUUCAUGUGAUUUAUUGCGAAUCCCAUAAGUGCAAUAGAUGUUAACAAUCCCUUAGUCAGCAUUGAUUCCAAGCAAGGUUGUGCAAUUCUUGAAUAUGUGCUCAAUUGAAGAUCUGUAUGAAGAUGACAUAUAUGAAGAACUGAUGGAGGACAUUAGAAGCGAGUGUAUACGUUUUGGUUAAAUUGAGAAGAUAGAAAUACCAAGGCCAGACAAAGAUUCAGGUUUUUGUAACCCAGCUGUAGGAAAGAUCUUUGUUAAAUUUUAUUAUUAAAUUCCUGCAAAGAAAGCUAAAUUCCAUCUAGCAGGUCGUACAUACAAUAAGAGAACUAUUAUUACUUCUUUUUAUCCUGAGGAACAAUUUGAUUAUAAGGAUUAUUUGAUAAAUGGAUGA